Messenger RNA from Cicer arietinum (chickpea), 3450 nucleotides. Its product is annotated as probable inactive ATP-dependent zinc metalloprotease FTSHI 1, chloroplastic. Gene Ontology annotation, biological process: proteolysis; protein import into chloroplast stroma. Gene Ontology annotation, molecular function: ATP hydrolysis activity; ATP binding; metalloendopeptidase activity. The record is from RefSeq and is a predicted model, not a curated record. Lineage: Eukaryota; Viridiplantae; Streptophyta; Magnoliopsida; Fabales; Fabaceae. Gene Ontology annotation, cellular component: chloroplast.
GAUACCCGACCCGGUUAGUAAAAACCAUGCCAGGCGAGCUUUAUCCGAUUGGAUGGAAAAAGAAAUGAAAAGCAGUUUACACGUUACUACCAUUCUGCAAUUUCAUCUUCCAUUCUUCUUCUUCUUCUUCUUCUUCUUCUUCGUGCAUUUGCAUUGUUCAUCUCUCUUAAAAGUUCAAACCCUAAUAACUCAAUAAACCCUUUCGGUAUCACAUGUUCAUUCACCCUCUUAUGAAUUUGCGAUAACGACAUGAACAUUCUCUCCUAUCCCAACAACAAUUCCUAUCACAUUCACACCCACCAACGCCACAAAACACUUCGUUCCAAUCGUAACAGAACGCAUCAUCUUCUUCGCAGGCCAUUCACAGUACUCUGCGAAUCCUCGUCCAGCUCCCAUGAUUUCGUUAAGCGAGUCUUGGAAGAAAAUCCUAGCCAAGUUCCACCCAAGUAUCUGAUUGGUGAAAAGUUAUAUACUUCGCAACAAAAAGAGAAUUUAGCUAAAAAAUCAAAUGACGGUAUUUUUUAUGUGUUGAAGAAAAAGCUGAGCUUGAAGAAUUCUCAGAGGAAGAAAGAGAGUGAGGUUUUAGGAGAGAGAGAAGAUUCUGUGGUUUUGAAUGAUUUGCUUAAAGAGUAUAAAGGGAAACUCUAUGUGCCGGAGCAAAUUUUUGGUACACCGUUGUCUGAAGAAGAAGAGUUCAAUGAGAAUUUGAAAACUUUACCGAAAAUGAGUGUUGAGGAUUUUGCUAAAGCGUUGAGUAAAGAUAAGAUUAAGUCGGUUACUUCAAAGGAAGAUUAUGGAAUUGGUUAUAGGAGUUACAUUGUGGAAUUGAAGGAAAUUCCUGGUGAUAAGAGAUUGCAAGCUACAAAAUGGGUUCUUAGGGUGGAUAAUAGUGAAGCUCAAGCAAUUUUGGAGGAAUAUUAUGGGCCACGAUAUGAGAUAGCGAGCGCGCGUACUAUGGUUUCUUGGGUGGGAAAAAUAGCAGAGUACCCUCAUCCAGUUGCAUCUUCCAUAUCUAGUAGAGUGGUGGCCGAGCUUGGAGCGGUGACAGUAGUACUGGGUUUAGCUGCAGUUCUAGUUGGUGGCUUCCUUUCAGCAGCAGCUUUUGUUGCUACCAGUUUUAUAUUUGUGACAGCUGUAUAUGUAGCAUGGCCUAUAUCCAAACCAAUUCUCAAUUUUUUUCUUGGAGUUGCUGUAUCAAUGCUGGAGAGGGUUUGGGAUAAUGUUCUUGACUUUUUCAUAGAUGGUGCUUUUUUGUCUAAGAUUUAUGAGCUUUUCACUGCUGGUGGUGUAGCUUCCAGCGUUCAGAUAUUGAGAAUAGUAAUGCCUGUAGUUGUGGGUAUGAUCCUUCUUGUUCGCUUCACUCUAUCAAGAAAACCCAAGAACUUUAGGAAGUGGGAUCUAUGGCAGGGAAUGAACUUCUCAUUAUCAAAAGCCGAAGCUCGUGUUGAUGGUUCAACUGGAAUAAAGUUUUCUGACGUGGCUGGAAUUGAUGGGGCUGUGGAGGAACUUCAAGAGUUGGUGAGGUACCUAAAAAAUCCCGAGCUAUUUGAUAAAAUGGGGAUCAAACCCCCUCACGGUGUUCUUCUUGAGGGCCCUCCUGGAUGUGGCAAGACCUUGGUAGCCAAGGCUAUAGCUGGUGAAGCUGGUGUUCCAUUUUACCAAAUGGCUGGAUCAGAAUUUGUGGAAUUUUUAGUUGGUGUUGGUUCUGCACGUAUUAGGGAUUUGUUUAAAAGAGCCAAGGUAAACAAACCAUCAGUUGUUUUUAUAGAUGAAAUCGAUGCAUUGGCAACUAGGCGUCAAGGUACAUUCAAGGAGUCAACAGAUAACCUGUACAACGCAGCCACCCAGGAAAGAGAAACUACAUUGAACCAAUUGUUGAUAGAGCUUGAUGGUUUUGAUACUGGAAAGGGCAUCAUAUUUCUAGCUGCCACAAAUCGAAGAGAUUUGUUAGAUCCUGCACUUCUUCGUCCAGGUCGCCUUGAUAGAAAGAUCAAGAUUCUCCCUCCUAGUGCUAAAGGAAGACUUGAUAUUUUGAAUAUUCAUGCUAGCAAAGUAAAAAUGUCAGAUUCUGUUGAUUUGUCCAGCUAUGCACAGAACCUACCUGGAUGGUCUGGAGCAAGAUUGGCACAAUUGAUCCAAGAGGCUGCUCUUGUGGCUGUCAGGAAGCGACAUAACUCAAUUGUUCAGUCACAUAUGGAUGAAGCAGUUGACAGACUUACAGUGGGACCUAAAUGUAUUGGAGUAGAAUUAGGUUAUCAAGGACAGUGUCGUCGAGCUACCACUGAAGUGGGAGUUGCAUUAACUUCUCAUCUGCUCCGGCGAUAUGAGAAUGCCAAAGUUGAAUACUGCGAACGCAUCUCAAUAGUACCUCGUGGUCAGACGUUAUGUCAAUUGGUAUUCCAUCGGCUUGAUGAUGAAUCAUAUAUGUUUGAACGCCGUCCUCAAUUGUUGCAUCGUCUUCAGGUUUUGCUUGGAGGUAGAGCUGCUGAGGAGGUCAUCUAUGGACGUGACACAUCAAAAGCCUCAAUCGAAUACCUUGCACAUGCAUCCUGGCUUGCUCGCAAAAUAUUAACCAUUUGGAAUUUGGAAGAUCCAAUGGUCAUACAUGGAGAACCAUCUCCUUGGAGGAAGGCUGUUAAAUUUGUUGGACCAAGGCUGGAUUUUGAAGGGUCUCUUUAUGAUGAUUACGAUCUGAUUGAUCCUCCCCUAAACUUUAAUCUGGAUUCUCAAGUUUCACAAAGAACUGAAGAAUUGAUACAUGACAUGUAUGGAAAGACAGUGUCUCUUCUUAGGGAGCACCAUGCAGCUUUGCUUAAAACUAUAAAGGUUCUUCUCAAUCAAAAGGAAAUGAGUGGUGAGGAAAUAGACUUCAUUUUGAACAAAUACCCUCCCCAAACACCUCUACAUCUUUUGGAGGAGGAAAUUCCUGGCAACCUUCCUUUCAUGAAAGAACAAGUGCCCGAUUUGGACUAUGCUAUACAAGCUCAAUCAAAGGGAGAAACCGUGUGAGUUCUCUCAAUCCUCUUCUAAAAUCAAGAUUUUGUUACUGGAUUUUCUGGUCAGUCAGUGGCUUCAGAUUUGGAAGUUGCACUUGGGCAAGAUUCCUCCAAGGAUGAUGCAAGAAGGGCUGCAUUCAAAGGUUAUAUUUUCAAUGGGAAAAGAAGUAUAUGCAUUUUGUUCAGCUUUAAAUUUCGUUCAUGCUAUUUGUAUUGUGUUGUGUUUUUUUUUUUGUAACUUUUCAUAGGCGUAUAUCUCUGUUGUAUUUAAAAAGAAUACUUUUUUUUUACAAGAUUUAAAAAGAUUAGUUGAAUGCAUUAUUUUAUUAAGCAAAUUGGCAUAAUUUACCAUAUGCCGAUCAUGCUUUCAAGGGAUGUUUGGUUGGAGGAGUCUUCUAAAAUUUGUUAUAAUUUUGACAAACGUAAAGAUGAAUUGUGAUGUUGGAUGUGUUUA